Pichia kudriavzevii is the source of this 900-nucleotide messenger RNA. RefSeq lists its product as uncharacterized. Bases 1 to 900 code for a protein of 299 amino acids. The transcript has a single exon. The record is from RefSeq and is a predicted model, not a curated record. Gene Ontology annotation, cellular component: membrane. Lineage: Eukaryota; Fungi; Ascomycota; Pichiomycetes; Pichiales; Pichiaceae.
AUGUGUGUUAAUAUUCCCGAACGUCAUCAUAGUGAGAGAUUAAACAUAAAAAACAGAGGCGUCCUGGACACCAAACCACAAAAGACUGUAAAAGUAAAUUCGUAUGGUUAUAUCCAAUCUGUUGCCUCGUUAAAGCGACCUGAUUUUCCUUAUAAUUUUACAAUAGCUAACUACGAAGAUAUCGAAAAAAAAUUAGCCAGACUACCACAGUUUGCAAAUACCCAGAACCUUUUCAGAUGUUUACAGAAUAUACAGCUUGCUGCUGAUAACAGAAGCGAAAAACUGGAAAAUGCCGCUUGCACUCGUUGCACAUAUGAAAUUAUUAUUGAAAAUCAACGUGGAGCAACUUGGUUUGGUUCCAAAAUGUACACGAAUAAUUCCGUCUUGUAUCCUAUCGAUCCGCCCAAAUAUCAAACAUUAAGCGGAAAAAAAAUAAACAGUAUUUCCUUAUACCCCGAUACUGGCAAAUGGAUAUGGCCGAAGUGGCAUGUAUUGCUGAUUAAUGAUGUAGAUGAAGAAGGGUGGAUAUACUCAAGUAUUCGAUUUGGCAGUGAAAACUGGUCAGGGAUCGGAAAAUUUGGUAACUUUGUAAGAAGACGUAUCUGGAUUCGAAUGGCUGAAAGUGCAGAAGAAACGCAAGCAACGGAAACUCUUGGAAUUAUAAAACCUAAAAAAAGUGAAAAUGCCAAGGAAAUUGCUUUGAGUAAUAUUAUACACGUAGAUGUUAAUAAUAAGCCCAAGGCUCUUCUUGAAAGUUCCCACGAAGAGGAAAAGAGAAAAAAGCUGUUGUGUAAAAAGGAGAGAUUUGCGGCGAAAGGGCUAAAAAUUGAAACUAAAAACUGGCCCAAGAAAGAAAGAGAAGUAUUAAGGUCCGAUAUAAUUAACAUGAAUUAUAUAUAA